Humulus lupulus (European hop) is the source of this 579-nucleotide messenger RNA. RefSeq names its product endochitinase At2g43610-like. Gene Ontology annotation, biological process: cell wall macromolecule catabolic process; chitin catabolic process. Gene Ontology annotation, molecular function: nucleic acid binding; chitinase activity; zinc ion binding. The transcript has 2 exons. The record is from RefSeq and is a predicted model, not a curated record. Bases 1 to 579 code for a protein of 192 amino acids. NCBI's taxonomy places the organism in Eukaryota, Viridiplantae, Streptophyta, Magnoliopsida, Rosales, Cannabaceae.
AUGAGGAUUGAGGAGGAAUCCCGUUCUAGAGAUAAGAACGUGGAAAAGUAUAAUGGAGAGACUUCUAAAGCCAAUGUGGUUGCCAAACCUCCCAACAACAACAAAGGCAAAGAAAUUGGGAAGCCUAAAGGCAAAGAUUGCAAACCCUUGGGACCUAAGAAGAAUGAAGGUCAAUUCAAGAGUCCCAAAGGACCUUGCUUUGUGUGUGGCGAAAAUGAUCACUUUGCAAGGGAUUGUAGGUUCAAGAAGAGCCACAAUAAUGAGCCAAAGGUUAACUUAACCGAGGAAGAGUUAGUGGUAACACUAAGUGAGAUUAAUUCUAUACAUGAAAAGUUUAACACUAAAAUCUAUAAACCAAAGACAAAACAAAAUACUAGAAAGAGAAGUGAUUCGAGUCAUGCAUGCAACCCCAAUAAGAGACGCAAUGGGCGUGUUCCGCUCCAACUGACAUGGAACUACACUUAUGAAGCAGCUGGGAAAGCCAACAACUUCGACAGGUUAAAUUCCUCUAAAACAGUGGCCAUUGUCCCUGUCAUUUUGUAUUCAGUAGCUAUGGUUCCAGAUGGAGAAUGUAAGUAA